AUGGCUCGCCAUUUGAACAAACUAGAAGAAGCGAGUCUUGGAAGAGCUGGCUUGGACGCACGGCGCUACGAGGUGGAUCCAAACACUGUGCCUCAUAAUCAACCACCUCCAUGUAGUGCACAUAUGUCGUUUUUCAGCAAGGUAAGCGGAAUUAGAUCACUCAUUCGAAAUCAUGUGAGCAGAGAACCGUGCUGCUCUUCGAAUUGA
Molecule: messenger RNA, 207 nt
Organism: Cooperia oncophora
Lineage: Eukaryota; Metazoa; Nematoda; Chromadorea; Rhabditida; Trichostrongylidae
Source: the annotation of a GenBank genome assembly